Guillardia theta CCMP2712 is the source of this 1291-nucleotide messenger RNA. RefSeq lists its product as hypothetical. NCBI's taxonomy places the organism in Eukaryota, Cryptophyceae, Pyrenomonadales, Geminigeraceae. Gene Ontology annotation, molecular function: ATP binding; microtubule motor activity; microtubule binding. The coding region runs from base 1 to 1212 and encodes 403 amino acids. Gene Ontology annotation, biological process: microtubule-based movement. The record is from RefSeq and is a predicted model, not a curated record. The transcript has 12 exons.
AUGCAGCAGAGGCUGGAGCGAGCGCAGCAGGAGCGAGACGAUCUCACGGAGCUGACGCAGCAGCAGGAGCGGCUGAUCGCAGGCCUAGAGGAUCAGCUGCAUCAGAGCGAGAGAAGGCGGGCCCAGCUGCACAACCAGAUCCAGGAGCUGCGGGGGAACAUCAGGGUCUUCUGCCGCAUCCGCCCGUUCCUGCAGGAGGAGGCAACCAUGGACGCCCCCUCUGACAUGACCUUCGGGCGCAGCGGGGACCGGCCCUCCAUCCUCAUCAGCCUCCCUCCCCCGCAGGGAGGACGCAAGAAGGACUCGCAGAGCUUGUCGUUCGAGUACGAUGAAGUCUUCGACCCGCAGAGCUCUCAGGCUUCCGUCUUCCGUGAGAUCGAGCCGCUGAUGCAGAGCGUCAUGGACGGCUAUCGUGUCUGCAUCUUUGCCUACGGCCAGACUGGCUCGGGCAAGACCCACACCAUGGAAGGAAAGAUCCGAGCAGGGAAGCAGGACGAGCAGAGAGGAGUCGUGCCUCGCUGCAUGGAGCGGCUGAUUGAGCUGCGUAAUGAGAUGCAGAAGAGAGACUGGAGUAUCAACUUGCAGUGCUCCUGCCUGGAGAUCUACAACGAAGUGAUCCGUGACCUGCUCUGCGACAAGGAGGAUGCUUCGAAGAAACUCGAGAUCAAGCACGACAAGUCCACCGGAGAUGUCGUCGUCACCAACCUAACUCAGCUUCCCGUGCAGUCAGAGGAAGAGAUCUACCGCAUCAUUCAGUCUGCCUCUCGGCGCAGAGAGACAGCUUCGACUGUGAGGAACGCCACGUCUUCCAGGAGCCACAGUGUGCUACAGCUGACUGUUGAAUGCAAGCACAUGCGGACGGGAGAGUCCAAGAAGGGGAUUCUCAACAUGGUGGACCUUGCGGGCAGCGAAAGGAUCAGCAUAGAUCAUGACAGCAAGACUACCAAGGAAGCGCAGAACAUCAACAAGAGCUUGAGCUCGCUGCUCGGAGUGAUUCAGGCGCUUGCAAGCAAGCAAGCUCACGUCCCCUUCCGCAACUCGAAGUUGACUCACCUCCUUUCGUCCUCCCUCGCGGGAGACGGCAAGGCCCUCAUGUUCGCCAAUCUGUCGCCUCGCCUACAGCACGUGCAUGAAAGCAUCAACACCCUUCGCUUCGCCGCGCAAGUCAACGUCUGCCAGCUCGGACAUGGCAAGCUCAAGGCUGGGGAGUAGAAGGAACAAGCUUUCAAAGAACAGAAGGAUGAGGAGGAAGAGGAUUUUAACUGACUGCUUGAAGAAACUAACUAAUUCG